AGCUGGCGAGGGGACGACAAUGGCUAGCAGUACAGUCGAGGAAAGCAAAAGAAAAGCAGCUGCCUCUGUUGUCUCUGGUUCGGUGCAUCUUGCGCUGAGCAUCCUGCAUACGUUGUUAUAUGCUUCCCUCUUCACAUUUGCCUACCUGCAGCUGUGGCGCCUGUUCCUUUACCGAGAGCGUCCGCUGAGUUAUCAAAGCUUCUGCCUCUUCCUCUGUCUUUUGUGGGCAGCCCUCAGAACACUCUUCUCCGCCGCCUUCUUCCUCGGCGACUCCUUACCCCUUCUCUGGCCGCUCUCCAAUCUCCAUUUCUUCUCCCGCUGGCUACUCGACUGCUUUCCUUUCUGCCUCCAGUUCUCCACACUCUGUCUCCUCAACCUCUACCUGGAGAGAUAAGGAGGAGGGGAGAAAAAAAAAGGGAGCUGGGACUUGGUGCUGGGAGUCUGGGGGAAAGGGGAGGGAAGAAAGGAGGAUCCCAAAGAUAGCCUCCUUGAACGUGAGAGCAAGAGGUUAAGGACUAGAUUGGCCAUUAACCUGGGUUUUUUCAUGAGGAAUAUACCUAUUUUGUAAAAAAAAUAUGCAGUUAUAUGCAUGGUAAUUUUACAGCAUUGACAAUUACCAAACCUUUUGUUCCAAUUUUCCCCCUCCUUCCCCUCAUCUCCUCCCCGCCAUGGUAGGUUGACCAAUGCAUGUUAAAUAUGUUAAAAUAUAAAUUAAAUACAAUAUAA
This is a messenger RNA of Antechinus flavipes (yellow-footed antechinus), 726 nucleotides long. It is a transcript of the gene GPR137C, whose product is annotated as G protein-coupled receptor 137C. The record is from RefSeq and is a predicted model, not a curated record. Gene Ontology annotation, biological process: positive regulation of TORC1 signaling. Gene Ontology annotation, cellular component: lysosomal membrane. NCBI's taxonomy places the organism in Eukaryota, Metazoa, Chordata, Mammalia, Dasyuromorphia, Dasyuridae.